CUGCUGAUAAACUUUAAUGAAAAUAAAGCAAAAUAAUUGUUUAAUAAUAAAAGUGCGCAAAAAAUGCAGCAGUUUUGAAGUAGCAACUUUUUUUUUUUUUAAAGUGCCAUUGAUCUAAGCACUUAUAUUUGCACCUAUUACAGUGUGCAAUUCAGCCUAUCCCUACUAACAUCAAUUUGUUCUUUCGCGUAUUAUUGUUAAGCAUAAACAUUUGUGGAGUACUUCAGCUGUUUUCCGCAUAGCAUUCCUUUAGUUAGACACGGCUGCGGUACUUCAUUCUAUUCCUUUUGCAAGCGCUUUCCCACGGCAGAGUGGGCGUAGAAGAACCUAGAAAAGCAUUCGACAGUUUUACAGCCAUGCUUCAACUGAGGGACUUUCAAAAUGUAUGCCCCGAUGAUUUGACAGCAGCCCUGGCUCUGCAGGUCUACAACGACUUAAAAAGGGAUGAGCGAUGUGGCCACUUGCAGCCGCAUUAUGAUGAUGAUUUGAAGGUGUUUUACUUGCGCAAAGAGGACACACAGGCGGCUUACAUACCCUUGAUACAUACGAAGGGCAUACAUUUCAGCCUGGUUGAGGCAAUGCAGGAUAAAUUUGGAAAAAAUAAUAUAUUUUUGGCCAUAGUGGAUAAUACAGGCAAUAUAUUGUAUUACCAGGUGACUGAAGGAUUCAGUGAAAAGAAGUUCUAAAUAUGUUUAAUAUAAUCUAUCAUAGAAAACGCUGUCCCCCAAUAUAUUUUAAGAUUUA
Drosophila subobscura is the source of this 744-nucleotide messenger RNA. RefSeq lists its product as uncharacterized. The record is from RefSeq and is a predicted model, not a curated record. The transcript has 4 exons. The coding region runs from base 357 to 686 and encodes 109 amino acids. NCBI's taxonomy places the organism in Eukaryota, Metazoa, Arthropoda, Insecta, Diptera, Drosophilidae. Gene Ontology annotation, molecular function: nucleic acid binding. Gene Ontology annotation, biological process: tRNA splicing, via endonucleolytic cleavage and ligation.